Messenger RNA from Colletotrichum karsti, 2481 nucleotides. RefSeq names its product tetratricopeptide. The record is from RefSeq and is a predicted model, not a curated record. The transcript has 2 exons. Gene Ontology annotation, molecular function: protein binding. Bases 1 to 2481 code for a protein of 826 amino acids. NCBI's taxonomy places the organism in Eukaryota, Fungi, Ascomycota, Sordariomycetes, Glomerellales, Glomerellaceae. Gene Ontology annotation, biological process: cell division.
AUGGCGCCCACGAGCGCGGCCAUUACUGGGCUGCUGCGACAGGUCAUCUACUACCACGUCGACAACAACGCCUACGAUAAUGCUCUCUUCUUCGCCGAGAGGCUGAACGCCCAAGACCCGAAAUCGAGCGAAUCUGCCCACCUUCUGGCACUAUGCCACCUCCGACUCGGCGAUACGAGAACUGCCUUUGAGGUUUGCAGGCAACCUGCAUCCCGCGGAACAAACCUGGGUGUCGCCUGGGUGUUUGCGCAGGCAUGCCUCAAGUUGGAACGGUAUAAGGAGGGUAUCAACUCGCUGGAAAAGGCACGAGAGAAAUGGAUCGGCAAGACGAACCUGGGCAAGCACACCACCUCGGCCCGAUCCCUGUACCCAGACGAGCCCGCAGUGCUGUGUCUUCUUGGGAAGCUGUACCGCGCCUACGACGACAGGAGGAGGGCCGUCGAGUGCUUCGAAAAUGCCGUCAGAGUCAACCCGUUCAUGUGGGAUGCUUUCCAAGCUCUCUGUGACAUGGGCGUCAACGUCCGGGUACCCAAUAUUUUCCAGGUCACCGACCAGUUGACACAUUCUUUCGACCAAGACGCCGGCUCGAUAUCGCAGGAGCCCAAGGACGGUAUGGCGAACUCUUUCGAACCCAAGAGGCCCCAGCCUCGUGCCAUCACGGAUUCAUCCGACCCCUUCAACCUUCACCGAUCCUCCACCUACCAAGACAUGCCCUUCAGCGCCAACGUCUUCUCUGCUGAGGCGGAAGAGAACGACUUCAUGUCGAAAAUCACCGCGGCAAGGUCACGUCUAGGGCCUUCGACCACGUCCAGCGGGGAUGCCGAUCUCAUGGAAACGCCGACCGGCCCUACUUCCAUGCCAGAGGUUCCAACAUUGCGUUCCACUGGUGCCCCCGAACCCCCUCAGGCGCCACCGCGACGGACGCGGACAGCUCACGGUGUCGAGCCUGGUUUUCUGGAAGCACCGCCGAAGAUGAGUUAUAGGUUAGGCGGGAAGAGAGGCACCAGGAGUCAGGACAAGGAGCAAGUCGAGCUACACUCUGAUACCGGCACCGGCGGAGGCAUCUUGCGAACAGCCGCGCCCUCAGAACGCAAAAGAACAGUGUCUGGGCACCCUGUUCAGUCUAGACAGCAUUCCGAAGAAGCCAACGCACCAGCGCAACGGAGGAGCGCCAGGUUAAAUAUGUUCAAUAAGCCUUCGAUCGUCAAGGCGAACUCUGGCGCUGCUACUAUCGGCGCCGCUGCGACCCGCGAAUUGAAGAAGGCUAGACCCCAAAUUUCUCGAAUUAUGCGACCAGGCUCGAGUGGCUCCAGCGUUGGCAGGGUGGUUAGUGGCAACCGUAAGCCCAUCGAAGAUAGCGGCAUGGACGUCGAUCACGCCGAGGCCUCCAGAGUCCGCGAACCUCAUCCCGUCCAGCACGCCGCGCAGAAAGCCAUCUCCACGGAGCCUGACAACGUCAAGAUCGAAGAGAGCCUGAGAUGGAUCAUGGAGUUGCUGAAGAAAUUCGCCUCUGGUUACCACGCGUUGAAGAAGUUCCGUUGUCAGGAGGCUUUGCAAUUCUUCGGUUCCUUGCCCCGCAACCAACAGGAAACCCCUUGGUUACUGGUGCAAAUGGGAAAAGCGCACCAUGAGCAGGGCUCCUACAAGGAGGCCGAGAAAUUCUUUAGGAAACUGCGCGUCGUGUCUCCGACGCGUAUGGAGGACAUGGAAAUCUACUCGACCAUUUUGUGGCACCUCAAGCGCGAGACGGACCUGUCGUUCCUCGCACACGAGUUGAUCGAUGCUGACUGGGAGUCGCCUCAGGCUUGGUGCGCUCUGGGCAACGCCCAUUCCCUUAUGCGAGAUCAUGAGGCGGCCCUGGGAUGCUUCAAGAGGGCCACGCAACUGAAAUCUAGUUUUGCAUACGCAUUUACCCUCCAGGGUCACGAGCACGUCGCCAACGAGGAGUACGAGAAGGCUCUGACCGCCUUCCGUCACGCCGUCGCUGCCGACCGUCGCCACUACAACGCUUACUUCGGUCUCGGUGGCGUGUUCGAAAAGUUAGGCAACUACGAAAAGGCGUACACUCACUUCCACACGGCAUCUGUCAUCAACCCAACGAAUGCGGUUCUUAUCUGCCGCAUAGGCGCCAUCCACGAGAGGCAGAAGCAACUUCUGCCAGCCCUCCAAUACUUCAGUAAGGCGGUUGAAUUGGCACCAAAAGCGGCUAUGGUCCGUUACCGGAAAGCGCGGUGCCUCAUGUCCCUCAGGGAGAUCGAGGCCGCGGAGAAGGAACUGUUGAUCGUGAAGGACAUGGCACCAGACGAGGCCAUGGUGCACUUCCUCCUGGGCAAGUUGUAUCGCAUGGUCGGCGAAAAGCAGAUGGCGGUGCGCGCCUUCAGCAAUGCUCUUGCUCUGGAUCCGAAGGCCAGCCAGUCGAUCAAGGACGCGAUUGAGAGUAUCGAGGAUGAUAUGGGCAUGGAGGACUCCAUGAUGACAUGA